AUAUAAUUAUUUUUAUUUAUCUGGCUGCACCGCCUCACGUCGUUCGUCGCAAUUUUAACUUUUUUUUUUCUUUCACUUCUGUAUCUGCUCUAUUGCUCUUUUGGGGUAUUAACUACAUCUGCAGUUCAACGCCUUUAGCUUUAAACUAUUAAAGCGAUUGGAUAUUAUUAGUAAAUAUAAUUUAGAGUGCCUGUAAAUAAUCCCAAAACGUAUUUCGGAUUCAUUCCGUUCAAAUAUAACAAAUGGCUUUGAAAAGAAUUAAUAAGGAACUACAAGAUCUUGGACGUGAUCCUCCAGCCCAAUGUUCAGCUGGCCCUGUUGGUGAUGAUUUAUUUCACUGGCAAGCUACUAUAAUGGGUCCUCCAGAUAGUCCUUAUCAAGGAGGUGUCUUUUUUCUCACUAUUCAUUUUCCUACAGAUUACCCUUUCAAACCACCAAAAGUAGCGUUUACUACUAGAAUUUAUCAUCCAAACAUCAACAGUAAUGGUAGCAUUUGCCUGGAUAUUCUACGCUCACAAUGGUCACCAGCUCUAACAAUAUCUAAGGUUUUGCUAUCUAUAUGCUCUUUGCUUUGUGAUCCAAAUCCAGAUGAUCCUUUGGUACCAGAAAUAGCUAAAAUUUAUAAAACUGACCGAGAGAAGUACAACGAGCUGGCCCGAGAGUGGACAAGGAAAUAUGCUAUGUGACCUCUCUUAAUUAAUUUGAUAUAAACUAGCGCUUCUUCCAUUACACCAUAUUACUUUCUGCUGUUUCCUGUUCUGGUCAAUGCGGUUAUUUUUGGGGGCCAGUUCUUAUUAUUGAGAUUUGUGUAGCAUUGAAUUUAAGUGAAAAAAAUUGACUCUUAAAUUAUUAAAUUUUAUACUUCUAUAUUGUGAGAAAAAUAAUUGGUGUUCUAAGCUAUUGUAAAUUGUUGCAAGAACAAAAAAUCCUUGCAUUUUUAUGCUUAAAAAACUGGCAGUCCUCUUUAAUUUAUUAUUUUUUUAUUUUAUUAUUAUUCAGGGCAAGAUGUUGUUGCAACUUAUAGUUCACCUUGCACCUGUUGUUAUUUUGUUACUUGAAUGUACAUUAAAUUAAAGCAAUCACUAUGCUCAAUUUCUAACUAUAUAUUAGAUGACAGUUUCUAUAACCAGAACUGGAAAUCCAUCAAUCCAGUGGAAGACAUGGCCAGACAUAUUAUUGUGUCAAUGUGUAAAUGUAAUUUUUUUUCCCCUUUUCUCCUCUGAAAUGAAUACUGACUUGUGCUGUGUAAAUAAAACUUUUUACAUCUGCCAGAA
Molecule: messenger RNA, 1274 nt
Organism: Parasteatoda tepidariorum (common house spider)
Lineage: Eukaryota; Metazoa; Arthropoda; Arachnida; Araneae; Theridiidae
Gene: eff
Product: ubiquitin-conjugating enzyme E2 eff
Source: RefSeq, a predicted model, not a curated record